Messenger RNA from Vigna angularis (adzuki bean), 1725 nucleotides. Its product is annotated as type IV inositol polyphosphate 5-phosphatase 9. The transcript has 7 exons. Bases 225 to 1535 code for a protein of 436 amino acids. NCBI's taxonomy places the organism in Eukaryota, Viridiplantae, Streptophyta, Magnoliopsida, Fabales, Fabaceae. The record is from RefSeq and is a predicted model, not a curated record. Gene Ontology annotation, biological process: phosphatidylinositol dephosphorylation. Gene Ontology annotation, molecular function: phosphatidylinositol-4,5-bisphosphate 5-phosphatase activity; phosphatidylinositol-3,4,5-trisphosphate 5-phosphatase activity; inositol-polyphosphate 5-phosphatase activity.
CCUUCAUCCUCUUCAACCUGCACAAAACAAUGCUUUUUUCCGUUUCUCCUUAUUGUUUCUACUUUGGGACUUCUAUAUAAUGCUUUCUGUUUCCAGUAACACCGCAUUAUGCCAUGCCAGCAAAGGAAGCAGCAGUGAACACCUCUAGUUUUAUCAUCUUCUCCCAAUCAUUCAUUUGUCAAAUUUUAUAGACCUCACUUUGUGUAUGCAAAUUGCUUUUGGACAUGUGGCCUACAUUAGUGGCUAAUAAGAUAUUCAAGAAGCGACUAGGAAGCAGCGAUUUCAUAGCAGAUUUUCCUAGUUGUAAAGAACCCUUACUGGGUAUUGUAGACUUUGAUCACAACUCAAAAUCCAUUCAUAAUGAUCACAAGGGCACACAAAAAUGCAAGGUAUUUGUCAGUACAUGGAACGUAGGUGGGAUUGCACCAGAAGAAGAUUUGAAUAUAGAUGAUUUAUUGGAGACAUGCAACGACUCUUGUGACAUCUAUAUACUAGGGUUUCAAGAAAUAGUGCCUCUAAAAGCAUCAAACGUAUUGGGAUCAGAAAACAACGAUAUUUCCAUGAAAUGGAAUUCCAUAAUCAGGGAAGCUCUGAACAAGAAAUCACAUAAAGGGGGCAAAGAUCAAAGUGAUGGUGAAAAUCUGCAGAAUAACUGUCUCAAUGAGAAAGAAAAUUCGGCUAAGUUUUGUGAAGCCCCACAUGAUGUUCAAUGCAUCAUCAGCAAGCAAAUGGUUGGAAUAUUCAUAUCUGUCUGGACAAGAAGAGAUCUUUUUCCAUUCAUUAGGCAUCCAAGUGUGUCAUGUGUAGGGUGUGGCAUAAUGGGGUGCUUAGGAAACAAGGGUUCUGUAUCAGUGAGAUUUCAGUUACAUGAAACAAGCUUCUGCUUUGUGUGCAGUCAUUUAGCUUCAGGUGGCAGAGAAGGGGAUGAGAAAUACAGAAACUCUAAUGUUACUGAAAUCUUUUCCAGAACAAGCUUUCCCAGAGGGCCUUUGUUUGAUUUGCCAAGAACCAUUCUUGACCAUGAUCAUGUAAUAUUGCUUGGAGAUUUAAACUACAGAAUUUCUCUACCAGAAGAAACCACACGCUUUCUUGUUGAAAAAGGAGACUGGGAUUCCUUAUUAGAAAAUGAUCAGUUAAAAAUGGAGCUAAUGAGUGGAAACACGUUGAGAGGGUGGCAUGAAGGAGCAAUAAAAUUUGCACCAACCUACAAAUAUUGUCCGAAUUCAGACAUUUACUAUGGUUGUUUCUAUCAAGGGAAAAAGGCAGAGAAAAGAAGAGCACCAGCAUGGUGCGAUCGAAUAGUGUGGCAUGGAGAGGGUCUAAAGCAAGUUCAGUACACUAGAACUGAAUCAAAACUAUCAGAUCACAGACCUGUUAAGUCAAUGUUUACAGCAGAAGUCAGGGUUUUACCCAAGCUCAUGAAAAACUUGCAAAGCUUGUUCUUAUCAGAAAGAUUCGACCAAAUUAAAACACCCUUUGAGGUUUCCACCACUGAUGAUUUUGUACGUACAAAACGAUCUAGCUUCCGGCUAUGAUUCAUUGCUGUGAUUUCUUCCUAUUGCAGAACAAAUGUGGCUGAUAAGAGACUUCAAAACAUGUCAUUGUGUUGUGGUUGCACAUGUUUUUUUGCUCUUUUUUUUCUUUUAAAAGAAAACUUUGGUGUGAUGGAUGUAUAUAAAUGUUUAAUUUUUCAUGAAAAAGAUAAGAGCUAGAAAUUCAGUGGAA